AUGAAGCGUGUGAACAGCUGCGGCAUUGGCACGGUGCAGCUCUGGACCAUGACGGUUCUGAGUGCGUCUGUGUACUUCGAUCGAAAAACCGUCGAUGUUGACAAGCGUUCAGUUGACCGUUUCAGGUCGCAAAAGUACGGUUUCAAUGACAAUCCACAUGUGCGUUGCUCCAACUGCGGUACAAGAACACGUCUCACCACCAGACCCGUUACAGGGGUCGAUUUUUUAAGCGUGCCUGGCCUGUACGACGACUCGCUAGCCGUCACUCGGUUCGGCAAGGUAUGA
Soboliphyme baturini is the source of this 285-nucleotide messenger RNA. Lineage: Eukaryota; Metazoa; Nematoda; Enoplea; Dioctophymatida; Soboliphymatidae. The record is from the annotation of a GenBank genome assembly.